UCGGCGGUUAGCAUCGAGUGGGAUCGUGUGUGUGUGUGUGUUCGUGAGUGUAUCGUGGCGUUCAUAUACUCCGUCUGCAGCACGUGGACACGGGGAGCGUUUAGGUUUUUGUAUCGGUUUCAGUUUUACCGUACCAAACGUGAACCGUGGCACGAUCGAUAAUGUUGGCAGGUGGACGCGUGCGGUGAGGCAAGGUGAAAGAUAUUAAAGGUGCUAACGGAGGUGCUACGGGAUAGAAUAGUGAGAGUGAUCGAUCGGUGUAGGAUCGACCCUCGAUAGAGCGCUAGAUAGACGGAGAAAGGUAGCAACGACGACCGAGUAGAGGGGGGGCCAGCGGGUGGAGGGUUUUGAGGUUACUAGGUGAUAAAGUAAAAGAUCAACAAAACAUUGCUACGCAGCGUCUCUCGUGGCCGAUCGGUGACGGGCGGAUCUUGGAGGCACAACAGUCGAAGGUGUGAUCCGGCGGUGCAAAGCGAACGAGCAAAGGUUAAGCCAACGACACAAUAGAAGGCAAUACCAAACACGGACGAGAUGCAAAUUCUACCGACAGAUCUGUCCGCCACGACACUGGCCAGUCUGGUGUUGGAGGGUGCGAAUGCGACGCUAUCGCUCAACUCGCGGCAAGAUGGCGGCGACGAUAUCCAUGACGACGGGGACGAUGACACACCGACGGUUGCCAAAGUAACCUCGAUGGUGGUACUGUUCAGCGUGAGCAUGGUCUGUGGCCUGGUCCCGUUCAAGCUGGUGCGCUGGUUUAACCUUAAUCCGGCCUCACCGUCCGGUGGCACACAUCUCUUCCUCAUCCGGCUGCUGCUUUCGUUCGGUGGCGGUGCGCUACUCAGCACCACCUUCCUUCACCUCCUGCCGGAGAUAAACCACUCGAUCGAGGAAUUGGUGGCCACAGGGGCGCUACCCGCACCGGAAGACCUCCCGUUCCCGCUCGGCGAGUUCCUGCUUACGAGCGGGUUCUUUAUGAUCUACCUCACCGAGGAGCUGGUGCACUGUUGGAUGCACCGACGGUCGGCCAACGCAAGGGCUCGGGCACGGAAGCAGACCACCAGCGACGAAAAGGGUGGAACGAUGAUGGUGGAGCCGGCCAAGCACGACCAUUCGCAUGGUCAUUCGCAUCUCCCGAUCGGGGGGAACGUAACCGCCGUCUAUCCGGUGACGGACAUCGACGGCACACCGGCGGUUCCGCAGCCAAACUCGAACGCAACACCACCACCAGCACCGGCCAACGUGAAUGGGCCCCUCCGGGGGUUGCUUAUUGUGCUGGCCCUCUCCAUCCACGAGCUGUUCGAGGGCCUUGCCGUCGGGCUGGAGCGUUCCCCGUCCGCCGUGUGGCUCCUGUUCGGGGCGGUGGCCUCGCACAAGUUUGUCAUCGCGUUCUGCGUCGCGUUCGAGCUGCUGGUGGCGUCGGUGCGCUUCCGCAUCGCCGUGGCGUACAUCUUCGUCUACUCGGUCGUGAGCCCGAUUGGCAUCGGCAUCGGCAUUGCGCUCAGUUCCGUCAACGACGACACCAGCCAGACGAUUGAGGUCGUGUCGGUGAUACUGCAGGGGCUCGCCAGUGGGACCCUUAUCUACGUCAUCUUCUUCGAGAUACUAGCCAAGGAUGCGGGCCACAGCCACGGCAGCGGUGGUAGUGGUAACGGGGCUGAUGAUGAUCACCCUACCACCUCGGCCACCCACGGCUUGUGGCAGUUCUUUGCCGUGCUGGUUGGCUUCGGCCUACUGCUGGGCAUCAAGAUUGCAACCGGCCAUGGUCACGAUCACGGUCACGGUUCUGAUGGGGAUCAUGAUCACGAUCACGAUCACAACCACUAGCGGAAUGGGGGCGAUGAUGGGACCACACCUUCUUACACACUUGCCACGACGAUUUUACGGUCGGCAGAGGACGACGCACACGGUACCAAGUGUAGCUGUAUUUUAGCUAGUUUGUAAACUAUUUGUAGUGUAGUGAAAUACUAAUCAACUCUAGCGCCUACCAAUGACUUUAUCGUUAAGCGCCGCUUAAGAGGAGUAUGUAAAAAUUGGACAUAAUGUGAUACAACUGAUUAAAACCAAUGAAUUCCUGUAGUCAGUAUACCGUAGUAAUACUAAAUCCAAUAAUGAUGUCAAUGGAUAAAUAUUGAGAAACGCUUUCAUUUAACUGGAACAGUACGAAUAUAGCAAACAUUUUGCCUCAAAAUAGUAUUACUGCAAUCAUACAUGUACAAUUUAAAAUACAGAAUUCAAUCAAAAAGCGAUUGAACAUUUAAGUACCAUAGUUUCACCCGUAUAUCACUAUCUUUUUUAUUCACAAU
Molecule: messenger RNA, 2303 nt
Organism: Anopheles coustani
Lineage: Eukaryota; Metazoa; Arthropoda; Insecta; Diptera; Culicidae
Product: zinc transporter ZIP1-like
Exons: 2
Coding region: 532-1824 (430 amino acids)
Biological process (GO): zinc ion transmembrane transport
Cellular component (GO): plasma membrane
Molecular function (GO): zinc ion transmembrane transporter activity
Source: RefSeq, a predicted model, not a curated record